Molecule: messenger RNA, 678 nt
Organism: Arabis nemorensis
Lineage: Eukaryota; Viridiplantae; Streptophyta; Magnoliopsida; Brassicales; Brassicaceae
Source: the annotation of a GenBank genome assembly
AUGAUGAAACUCAUCUUCUGGAAGCGAAAAACUCCUGCAGAACUUCUGCGGCAAAACAAGAGGAUGCUUGACAGAUCUAUCAGAGAGAUAGAGAGAGAAAGGCAAAGCCUUCAAACACAAGAAAAGAUACUUAUUGCGCAGAUUAAAAAGAUCGCAAAACAGGGCAAGAUGGGAAUUGUGAAAGUGAUGGCAAAGGAUCUUAUAAGAAUGCGACACCAGAUGGAAAACUUUUACAAGCUUAAAUCCCAACUCCAAGGUGUGUCUCUAAGGAUCCAGACUUUCAAAUCAACACAAGCAAUGGGUGAGGCAAUGAAAAGUGUGACUAAAGCGAUGGGGCAAAUGACAAAGGAGAUGAACCUCCCAUCGCUGAAGAAAAUCAUGAAAGAAUUUCAGAAGCAAAACGAGAAAAUGGAGAUGGUCUCUGAUGUAAUGGGAGGUGCUAUUGAUGAUGCUUUGGAAGGAGACGGGGAAGAGCAAGAGACAGAUGAUCUUGUUAGCCAAGUCCUUGACGAAAUCGGAAUCCACAUCAAUCAAGAGCUGGUGAAUGCUCCAUUUGGCGCGGUUGGAGUAGCAGCAGCAAAGAACAAGGUGGUGCAAGAUGAAGCGGCAGGAGCUGAGGACGGUGGGGAAAUAGAUAGUAACCUUCAGGGAAGGUUGAACGACCUUCGAAAAAAGUGA